This is a messenger RNA of Carassius auratus (goldfish), 1624 nucleotides long. RefSeq lists its product as uncharacterized. The coding region runs from base 95 to 1471 and encodes 458 amino acids. The record is from RefSeq and is a predicted model, not a curated record. Gene Ontology annotation, biological process: proteolysis. Gene Ontology annotation, molecular function: cysteine-type peptidase activity. NCBI's taxonomy places the organism in Eukaryota, Metazoa, Chordata, Actinopteri, Cypriniformes, Cyprinidae. The transcript is spliced from 19 exons.
CCAUUUCCAAUCUCAACCGUCAAAAAAUCCCUCCGCGGUGCGCAGGCAAGAAGAACUGGUGGUUAUCGUUUCAAAGAAAACUUAACCAAGCCAAAUGAACAACUUAGAAACACUGAAGUCCCAAGGACUUCAUAGUGAAGAUGCCCUUGGGACAAUUGGGCCUUUCAAAAUCUUUUUGGGUAGUUUGGAGGCCCUUUUAGGCCCAUUUGAACUUCCAGAUGAGGUAAUGGAUGCCUUAUUUUACAUCAUGAGCAGGAGCCAUCCUGGGACAGAGGCGAUUAAUAGUCAGGCUAUGCGCCUGAUUUUGGAGGGCAGCUCCAGGGCCAGGAGUACUUAUUUCUUAAAAAAAAACAUUCUUAAAGGAGCCAGUGCCAUCUUCGGGCCCUACUUGCUGGGAGAGUGCCACUGGACCCUCUUUCAUUGCAACUUGAAAGAGGGAACGAUAACCUACAUUGACUCCUUGGGGGAGCAACCACAGCAUUGCUUCCAAAUAAUGGAAAAUUGGAGCUUAUUUGCUGCUAGCAGAGGCUUCCAAGGGCCCUGGAAGAUGACGAAGAGGGACCAUGACUUACAAAAUGACUCUUUGUCAUGUGGGGUGUUCUCACUAAUGUUUGCAGAAAUGAUCCUCCAGGGACAACAAGGGCACCUCCAAUGCCUCCCUAUCGCUCAAGAGCGGGAGAGACUUGGGACUUUGUUGUUCAACUCCCUUGAUACGAAGACUCUAAGAAGAAAAAAGGGAAAAAUCACCAAAUCUAAAAAUACAGUAGAUGGUGGCCUUGCACAGGAAUCUGAGUCCACAGAGGGUGAACAAGAUCAACCUGUUGGAGAGCACCCAUGUGCAGUAGAUGGUGGCCUUGCACAGGAAUCUGAGUCCACAGAGGGUGAACAAGUAGAUGGUGGCCUUGCACAGGCAUCUGAGUCCACAGAGGGUGAACAAGUAUUAUUCGAAGUGGAGAGUGUUCUCCGGUUACCUGACGGGACCAAGGCCAAAAGAUAUAAAGUGACUAGGGAGGAACUGGUUAGAAGGUGUGGGCCACCAGAGGGCUAUUCGCCCAAUGCUCUGGUGGCCUACUUAAGGAAAGGCAAGAGCCAAAAAGAGGCGCUCAUGGCCAAGUUGCACGACUCACAGGUGGAGCCAGGACCACGAAUCAGGCUGUCAACAAGUGUCAGCAAGUUGUGUGAAGAAGAAUGUCUGGCCCUUGCAGAGGAUGUAAAUUACAUGGGUUUUAAAUACCUACCAAUUCAAAAAAUUGGCCAGGCUUGCCUGGAGGAGGACCAACAUCUUGAGGCCAUCGUCAAGGCCCAACACUGCAGGCAGACACUAACAAGGAUAAAGACCGCGAUGGAGGCCAACUGGUCCUAUUACAACCUCGCUACGCAUGGCCUUGGGCCAGAAAUGUUGAAGGGUGCGUUUUCUUUAAUUGAUGCGUGCCUGGUCGAGGCAGAGAACCUCCACUGCCUCCAGAAGUAAAUAAAGCAUGUCAAUUUUAAAGUGGUAUCAGCAUUUAUGGGUAGCCUUGACAAAGUAAUAGUCUUUAUGGUUUACUGAGUAAACCACUUUGCACAAUAUAGAUGUGAUUUAACCCUUGUGUUGACUUAGGGUGAAAUUGACUCGUUUUAAUUU